CCACGUGAUCAAUGUAAUACUUGUGCUUUCUGUUCUUCAAAUGCCACCAACUAUGCUCACAAACUCCGUUAAUAAGUGUUGUUUUUCGGCAUUGCGCAGUUACUAAUUGUUUAAGUGCUACUUUUAAACACUUAAACAAAACUAUCACCAGGCAUUUCUGCCGUUUCUAGAAACUUGUAAGGAUUUAUAAGUUAUUAUCAGCCUCGCUGUUCCACCUGGACACUUGUCAACUGACGUUUGCUUGGUUGUUGUGAGCCUGGAGAGGAGGGGAAAAUAAACGGGAUACAAAUGCGGCUGAAAGACCCCUUCUCUUUAAGAACCGCAGACAUGACCAAGCGGUCCAACAAGCCAAAAAAGCCUCGGGAUGAAGACUCUUCCGAUGAGGUCGGCGGGCUGACAUGUCAGCAUGUGAGCAGAGCUGUGGACCUCAGUUCAGUGAAGAAGGCAGUGACGGGCAGCCUGUGGUCUGUCUGCUCGGAAUGCCUUAAAGAGAGAAAGAUGUUUGAGGGAGAUGCAGCAGGAGUUCAUGACAUCAUUGUGUGCCUCAAGUGUGGGUUCCAGGGAUGUAACCAGGCAGAAUCUCAGCAUUCUACAAAACACCAGCAAGCCCAUCACUCUGAUUCUCACUGUAUUACCAUCAGCCUCAGUACGUGGAAGGCCUGGUGCUUUGAAUGUAAUGAAGAGCUCUCCACUCACUGCAAUAAGAAGGCACUCGCUCAGACUCUAGACUUCCUCCAGAAGCACUCGGCAAAAACCACCUCAGGAACAACCUCCAAAAUCAUCAAGCUCAGAGAAGAACCCACAGAGUGUGUGAACAGCACACUGACCCCUGUGAAGGGCAUCAACAACCUGGGCAACACCUGCUUCUUUAAUGCUGUCAUGCAGAAUCUCUCCCAGACUCACAUGCUGAACGACCUGAUUCAGGAAGUCAAGGAGAAAGGACAUAAAAUAAAGAUCUGCCCUACUGCUGAAAAUACCUUGGGGCCACUAACUGUGACAUUGCCCAGCCCAGACCCCCUCACCUCAGCUAUGUUCCUGUUCCUUCAAAGCAUGAAGGAGCCUGGCAAAGGGCCCGUCUCCCCCAAGAUCCUUUUCAACCAGCUCUGUCAGAAGGCGCCUCGAUUUAAAGGUUACCAGCAACAGGACAGUCAGGAAUUGUUACACUACCUUCUGGACUCUGUGAGAGUGGAAGAGACGAAGCGGAUUAAAGCAGGCAUCCUCAAAGCCUUUAACAACCCCACCGAGAAAACGGCUGAUGAAGAGACCAAACGACAAGUGAAGGCUUAUGGGAAGGAAGGUGUAAAAAUGAAUUUUGUUGAUCGUAUUUUCGUCGGAGAACUAACCAGCACCAUAAUGUGUGAGGAGUGCGAACACAUUUCUACCGUGAAAGAAGCCUUCAUUGAUAUCUCACUCCCCAUCAUAGAGGAAAGGAUCUCUAAGCCCACAAACCUGGGUAGACUGGGGAAAAGUGGGCGGGACCAGGAUGUUCUGGGCUCCCAUGUCGACGACUUAUCAACUGCCCAUUCACAGGCCAAUAGAAACACUAGGAGGAUGAGUGGACAGAAACCACAGAGUCGACAUUCGUCCACUUCUCACGAUGAGAGGGUAGCAGACUCUUUAUCUAGCCGACAAGAGGAAGAGCUCUGUGUGGCUGGGCGUGGCCUAGCCAGUUACCCGGCUGAUACGACGGGCAGCCAAUCAGACUGCAGCGACAAGGAUUCCAACUUGGACAGCAGUAAUGAUGCGGACAGCGAGGCAUCUGAAAGUGAAUGGUCUCCCCGAAACCCAUGCACACCGAGUCACUGUAGCACCUCAGAUAAAGCGUUCACCACGACUACACCAACAGCAAUGCACAACGUAAAGCCGAACCUGAGCCCAAGCUCAACCAGCAUACCCUCUCUUAGACCUCAACAGGGUGGUGCCGUAGAGCAGCUUGUCAGCGCCGUGUCCAAGUUGGGCCUGGUGCACACUUCCACCGACACCCUGCCUGUCAGCCACUGCCCAGAUGAGCAGGCGGAGAACCGGGACAGGGAGAGAGAUCGUCAGCAUCAUCAAGGGGCUUUUCAAGCCCUUUGUCACAGCUACACACCCAGUUCCAAAGAGUGCUCUGUGCAAUCCUGCCUGCAUCAGUUUACCUCUGUUGAGCUGCUCAUGGGCAACAACAAACUGCUUUGUGAGAACUGCACUGAGCGGAGGCAGAGACAGCCGAAGAGAAGUAGCGGUGCAGAUAAGAAAGCCGAGAAGGUCUACACCAGUGCCCGUAAACAGAUGCUUAUCUCUGCCCUUCCUCCAGUGGUCACCCUUCACCUGAAACGCUUUCACCAGGCUGGGAUGAAUCUGAGGAAAGUUAAUAGACAUGUGGACUUUCCUCUUAUUUUGGACCUGGCACCAUUCUGCUCUGCCACUUGCAAGAACCUUGGAUCGGGAGAGCGCGUGCUGUACAGCUUGUAUGGCAUUGUGGAACACAGCGGAUCGAUGCGAGGGGGGCACUACGCUGCUUAUGUGAAGGUCUGCGCCCCUGCACGUAGAACUGAGCAGCGGAGAAACCAGUCAGGUCCAAGAGAGGCAAGUUCUGCACCACAAGGUCAGUGGGUUUAUGUUAGCGACACCAACGUACAGACUGUACCGGAGUCCAGAGUGCUUAACUCUCAAGCUUAUUUACUCUUCUAUGAAGAGCUGCCGUAGAGCUGCGUGACCGUAAAAUGUUCCAGAUGAACUCUGGCAACAGACAAUAUCAGCUUGGACAACACCUGUCACCUACUGCAUGCCUCUGAAUUUUAAUGUCAGAAGGAUUCUACAUACUGUACUAAAUACAAGCUUGGCCAUAAAGCCCCAGGGUCUUAUUCAUUACUCAAAGAUGAUCUGAAUAGGGAUUGGACAAUGGGAUUAAUUAUUAUAGAUGUAAAAUGAUGUUCUAAAUGUAAGUUAUUUAUGACAUAUUUUUAUUUGUCAAAAGGAGACAUUUAUUUUGCAGGCGUAUUUGCCAAAGAGUAAUUUACAAAAACAUGCAUAAUAUAUGAAAUACAAGUGGGAAAUAGGAAGAAUGACCUUGGUCAUAAGAAUAUCUACUCCCUGUAAUGAAAGGAAAACUCGGCAUCAUUUUAUUUUGCCCUGGAUUAUACAAUAUCACACAAACGGAUAUGAAGAGUUGUUUUGCAAAAACAUGUUUUUGUUGUGCAAUCCAAGUAAUGUCAAUCGAACUUCAGUCGGGUUGUUUUGAUUGGGUAAUAUUAACUUAAAUAAAUACAGCUAACGAACAUAAUAAAAAGUUAUAUGUUUUUGUAAACAAACUCUUCAUAUACUCGCAGACACAACAUGUAAUGAAGUGUUUAGAGACAGUACUCCAUAUUCAAAACAUUGCUCGGUUACUCUGUAAUAAAUAAAAAAUGGUUAAUUUUCGUUUUUGCUUUGGUUUACAAUACAGCUGUAGCUUUCACCUAAUUUUUCAGUGUUUCAUGACAUAGAUUUGAAUUGCCCCUUUACGGUUUCAUGAAGUCAUUUGAUUUUGAGGUAUAACAUAUUUCAUCAUAUAUAGUUCUAAUGUUAGGGAGUUGGACUUUAUAAAACAAAGCCUAAUUUUUAUGUUGCAGAAUUGAAAUAUUAAAUACUGAAAUAUUCCCCCGCCUCGUGACUUUUGAACCCACAUCAGUGCCUGCAGUUUAUGAGGGCUAAGAUUUUGCAUGUUUUGAGCAAAGUAUUAAGAUCAUCAGCAUAAAGAGAAUGGUAUAUACAGUAUAUACCGAAUUAGCAAUACACAUACUGUUUAUCACUGUAGCCUAUAUAGAAUCUGUACCAUUUUCUAUACCGUUCAUUUGGUUUAAUGGCCAGAUAUUGUAACACCUCAUUUGUGGUAUCUGAGUCUGCAGGGGUCUUCAAGCUUUUCUUUUGCUUGAAUUUUGUGAGCAUAAUCAAAUAUUAUCUAUUUGAGUGAUUUAGGAUCAUUUAUUUGAUGAAAACCUUUGACUGCUGCCUGUGAGUGGAUUAUUUUAAUUGUUUUUGGGCUUUUGCAUUCUUCUGGGUCUGGUUGGUCUUUCUGGAGACAUUGUUGGCCAUUAGCCUGCGCUGUCGCCACAAAUCCCAGGAUGCCAUUUUCACUCUUUACACAGUGGCGAUUCGGCGUGACGGGUGCAAAGGCGUGCUGUUUUAGAACAUGUCCCUGACUGGUGAAGAAGAGGUGGGUGUGGAAUCGAGAAAAGGGCAACGUCCGAAUUCAUCCCGUUCUCCUCUCCUCAUUAUGUGACACAAGCUGUUAGACUGUUAUCAGUUACAACCAUGUGUACAGACACCAACAAGAAUGUGUAAUCUAUGUGAAGUGUGUGUCUAUUUUUAAAGCAGGAUUCUGGGUUAGGGACAUUGCAGGUUUUUGCAGAUCAUAUGUGAUUUAAUCCGAGUUAAUGAUAAGAUGUGUUCCCUCAGUCCAAACUGACAGAGGAACCUGAUAUGGGGGACGGGUGGAGCUGCUUUUCCUUUCAGAAGAACCUGCUGAAUUGGUAGAAAGAUCACUCGCCUGCCAGUAAGAGAUAUAGUACAUGCCUUAAAAUAAAUGCCAAGACAUGUUGUUGGGGUGGCAUGUCACAUACCUCCAGGGCAGACAUAACGAAUGCUUACAAAGGAUGAUGCUUGUUAUCGUUUUGAUCCAGCUGUGAUUUCUGGAGAACACAACAACAUAUCCAAUUCUGUCACUCUUUGGAAUGUCAUUCUGUCUGUUUGGGAUGGCAAUGCAGUAUUUUUGUCUGCAAACAGUUCAAUUAUAUUCCCUGGAUUUCAAUUGAAUAGGUGGGUAAUCUACUCUUUAUUUGGGGGGGUUUCAGACAGUCUUCUUUAUUUUUACUUAUUGUGUAAAUAUAUCAGAGAGAUUUGGUUUAUUCAACUCUUAGGUGUUUUAUGCAUUCAAAUAGUUCAUUGCAGUUUUAAUCUUCACACAUCUCUCCUUUCUUUGAGACUGAAGAUAUAUAAAUAAAAUAAAUACUGAAAAUUGUUUGUUUUUAUUUUGGUAAUGUAGGCCAUGUAGUCACUAUUGUUUUACCCUUUUUUAUUUUUCCCUUCACUGGGUGGGAUUAAUUUAAUAUUUCACAAUCCUUACAUUAUUGCUGUCAUGAAAUCUGCAUGCUAUUAACCAUGAAAAAAGAAACUAGUGUAUGGCAUUGCAGUUUAACUUCCAAUCUUCUCCCUGCUGAUUUCCAGAUUAGCAACAGUUUUAUAAACCCACAACAUUGUCAGUUUAACAUAUUUUCAUUAAUCUAUCUAUAUGCAUAUUUCACAAUUUAUGUUGCAUACAGUGACACUGUAGUUAUUUAAAACUACGCUGAUCAGACGCGGAGCUCAAAAAUCAAAUUAGCUUAUUCUUUUAUAAUGUAUGUAUAUAUAGAGAGAGCGAUAUAUAUAUAAAUAGAUAUU
Triplophysa rosa is the source of this 5397-nucleotide messenger RNA. RefSeq names its product ubiquitin specific peptidase 45 (gene usp45). NCBI's taxonomy places the organism in Eukaryota, Metazoa, Chordata, Actinopteri, Cypriniformes, Nemacheilidae. The coding region runs from base 289 to 2685 and encodes 798 amino acids. Gene Ontology annotation, biological process: protein deubiquitination. The record is from RefSeq and is a predicted model, not a curated record. Gene Ontology annotation, molecular function: cysteine-type deubiquitinase activity; zinc ion binding. The transcript has 18 exons.